This is a messenger RNA of Hevea brasiliensis (rubber tree), 873 nucleotides long. RefSeq names its product 60S ribosomal protein L9. Lineage: Eukaryota; Viridiplantae; Streptophyta; Magnoliopsida; Malpighiales; Euphorbiaceae. Gene Ontology annotation, molecular function: structural constituent of ribosome; rRNA binding. The transcript has 3 exons. Gene Ontology annotation, biological process: cytoplasmic translation. The record is from RefSeq and is a predicted model, not a curated record. Bases 76 to 660 code for a protein of 194 amino acids. Gene Ontology annotation, cellular component: ribosome; cytosolic large ribosomal subunit.
AGCUAGGGUUUUACGAAGUGCAGCCGGACGGUAUACACAGGGACAGCUGUUAAGGGUUGAGGGGACGACGGAAAAAUGAAGACAAUACUCUCAUCUGAGACUAUGGACAUCCCCGAUGGGGUUAAGAUCAAGAUUAACGCCAAGGUCAUAGAGGUGGAGGGUCCUCGAGGCAAGCUCACACGCAAUUUCAAGCAUUUGAACCUCGAUUUCCAUCUCAUCAAGGACGAGGCUACCGGAAAACGCAAACUCAAGAUCGAAGCCUGGUUCGGUUCCAGGAAAACAAGCGCUGCCAUCCGCACCGCCCUCAGCCACGUUGAGAAUCUCAUCACCGGUGUCACCAAGGGCUACCGCUACAAGAUGCGGUUUGUCUAUGCUCACUUUCCUAUCAACGCCUCCAUCACCAACUCUAAUACUGCCAUUGAGAUUCGUAACUUCCUUGGGGAGAAGAGGGUCAGGAAAGUGGAUAUGCUUGAAGGUGUAACUGUUGUUCGGUCUGACAAAGUUAAAGAUGAGCUUGUAUUGGAUGGCAAUGACAUUGAACUGGUGUCACGGUCAGCUGCCUUGAUAAACCAGAAAUGCCAUGUUAAGAAUAAAGAUAUCAGGAAAUUUCUUGAUGGUAUCUAUGUCAGCGAGAAAGGGACUGUUGUUGAGGAAGAUUAGAUUUAGUAUUCUACGUCAUAUUUAUGAUCAUUUUCCCUGGCUAUGUUAUCUUUCUGUUCUGUGUUAUCAUUAACUUUGGAUAUCUAUGAUUUUGGCUUAGAUUACUUGGAAUUGAUGCACCUUGUGUUUCAUUCGGUGUGUCAUGAGAGUUUUAAAGAAAAUUGUUGGGCAUUUGAAAAUUUCUAUGCAUCUUAUUCCAUUGUUUUUCUUUUA